AUGAAGUUUUGUCCAAUAUCAACUACGUGUAAACUGUCCUAUAACAGAUCAAGGCCACCAUUACUCCCUCCCAUUACCGGCAUGACGGCGGCUAUAACCAACUGUCCCCGCCCGUCUCCCUCAGCACCACAACCAAACAAACUAUCUUCAAUUUCAAGCACUACGUAUACUUCCUUUCUCCAAGGGAAACUAUUUGGUCCCUUCAAUUUCUUCAUGUAUAAGCAACCACACCCAAACCAUCCAUUUUCAAUGGUCCCACUCAUCACCAAUUCAUUUAAUUCCCACUUUACUCUUUUAUUAUCAUCAUCAGGUUUUUUUUGUAUGUACAUACAUUCAAUAAUACUACUUGUGUUGUGUCUGUCGACAUUCCACACAUCAAUCUUUCUCAACCUUAAUUUUCAUCAUCCACAAGAAAAUAAUACACAACUAAAAAUUUAA
Molecule: messenger RNA, 438 nt
Organism: Vicia faba (fava bean)
Lineage: Eukaryota; Viridiplantae; Streptophyta; Magnoliopsida; Fabales; Fabaceae
Source: the annotation of a GenBank genome assembly